AUGGGGGAACAGAGGACCACAAACGGCAAGAAUGGCACCUCCACAGCUUGUGUGCCAAACAGUCACCCAGAGAAGGCUGAAGAGGUGGAAGGAAGGGGGCACUGGGGAACCAAAGCCGAGUUCAUAUUGACUGUGAUGGGUGCGAUCAUUGGACCCGGCAAUGUGUGGAGGUUCCCCUACCUGUGCUACAGAAACGGAGGAGGUGUGUUUUUCAUCCCAUAUAUCUUGUUCAUAUUCACGUGCGGGAUCCCCCUCUUUUUCCUUGAAACUGCCUUGGGACAGUACACUAGCCAGGGGGGAAUUACUUGCUGGAGAAGGAUUUGUCCGCUCUUUCAAGGCAUGGGCUAUGCCAGUCACUUAAUCAUCGCAUUCAGUGCAACAUCUUAUAUUAUAAUCCUGGCAUGGGCGUUCUUUUACCUGUUCCAGUCUUUCAGUGGGGAUUUACCUUGGGCCACAUGUGGACACUACUGGAACACAGACUCAUGCUUGGACUUAAGCCAUCUGAAUCUGAGUAUGACGUCCAGACUGAACACUACUCUUCCUGUUGUGGAGUUUUGGCAGCGUCGGGUUUUAAAGGUCUCUGGUGGUAUUGAGGAAGUUGGGGGCUUGCGAUGGGAACUGGUCCUUUGUCUCAUCCUCAGCUGGAUUAUCUGCUACUUUUGUGUUUGGAAGGGUAUCAAGUCGACAGGAAAGGCAGCCUACUUUACAGCAACCUUCCCCUAUGUCAUGCUAUUUGUUUUGCUUAUACGUGGUGUUACCCUCCCAGGGGCAAAGGAUGGGAUCAUUUAUUACCUCUACCCUGACAUCUCUCGCCUGUUAGAUGCCCAGGUGUGGAUGGAUGCUGGCACUCAAAUCUUCUUCUCUUAUGCCAUUGGCCUUGGUUUCCUCACUUCUCUUGGGAGUUAUAACACUUACAACAACAACUGUUAUAAGGACUGUUUCUACUUGUGUCUGCUGAACAGUGCCACGAGCAUUGUGGCAGGCUUUGCCAUUUUCUCUGUGUUGGGUUUCAUGACAUAUGAACAAGGAGUGGAUAUUUCUGAAGUAGCAGAAUCAGGUCCAGGGUUGGCAUUCAUUGUUUACCCCCGUGCUGUAGCCAUGAUGCCAGUGCCCCAAGUGUGGUCGGUGUGUUUCUUCCUCAUGAUCAUUCUGCUUGGGUUGGAUAGUCAGUUUGUUGGUCUGGAGUGUGUGAUGACAUCACUGGAUUACUGCUACUGUGGUGUAUACUUUAUGAAUGAUGCCUUUGAGUUGGGGGAGUUGUAUCUGGGGAUUGCGUGGGCUGCAUUUGGCCACAGUUUCCAUGCUAAGUAG
Molecule: messenger RNA, 1311 nt
Organism: Pundamilia nyererei
Lineage: Eukaryota; Metazoa; Chordata; Actinopteri; Cichliformes; Cichlidae
Product: sodium- and chloride-dependent GABA transporter 2-like
Exons: 11
Coding region: 1-1311 (436 amino acids)
Biological process (GO): nitrogen compound transport; amino acid transport; sodium ion transmembrane transport
Cellular component (GO): plasma membrane; cell projection
Molecular function (GO): gamma-aminobutyric acid:sodium:chloride symporter activity
Source: RefSeq, a predicted model, not a curated record